AUGAAAAGACUUUAGAUUGUUGUAAAUUCAUGGUUUCAUGAUGCUUCCAGGGCGUUCAGCAGUUGUGAGUAUAAAGCCACUAACCCAUCUAACAGGCAAGAAGACUGGGAAUACAUCAUUGGAUUCUGUGACCAGAUCAACAAAGAACUUGAAGGGCCACAGAUAGCUGUGAGACUCCUGGCUCAUAAAAUCCAGUCGCCACAGGAAUGGGAGGCAGUCCAAGCCUUGACAGUGCUAGAAGCUUGUAUGAAGAAUUGUGGGAGAAGAUUUCAUAACGAAGUAGGGAAGUUUCGCUUUUUAAACGAGUUAAUCAAAGUUGUGUCUCCAAAGUACCUGGGAGACCGAGUGUCAGAGAAGGUGAAGACCAAAGUCAUUGAAUUGCUGUAUAGCUGGACAGUGGCAUUACCAGAAGAAUCCAAAAUCAAGGAUGCCUACUACAUGCUGAAGCGACAAGGGAUCGUUAUGUUUGAUCCUGUGAUUCCUGCGGACAGAACCCUGAUUCCUUCUCCACCGCCUCGUCCCAAAAACCCUGUGUUUGAUGAUGAGGAGAAAUCCAAGCUUCUAGCCAAACUGCUGAAAAGCAAAAACCCAGAUGAUCUACAAGAGGCCAACAAGCUUAUAAAAUCCAUGGUAAAAGAGGAUGAGGCUCGGAUUCAGAAAGUGACAAAGCGCAUGCACACGCUGGAGGAAGUAAAUAACAAUGUGAAGCUGCUGAAUGAGAUGUUGGUUCAUUACAGCAAAGAGGACUCAUCAGAGGCUGAUAGGGAGCUCAUGAAGGAGCUCUAUGAAAGGUGUGAAACCAAAAGGCGGACGUUAUUCAAGCUGGCCAGUGAGACAGAGGAUAACGACAGCAGUUUGGGGGAUAUUCUACAGGCCAGUGACAAUUUAUCCCAUGUGAUAAAUUCCUAUAAAAAAAUAAUAGAGGGGCACGUGAUCAAUGGUGAAGUGGAUCUCCGUGUGAUGCCUGUAGUGGAAGGGAGUAACUCCACAAGUAAUCUCAACACCCUCAUUGAUCUUGCUGGAUUGGAAGUCACCAACACCCCGCCACCUCCAAUGCCACCCACCACCCUGACGCCAGCGCCCACAGUAGCCCCAGCCCCAGCAGAAAUCCCCAUUCUCCCGCCUCCUCCCCAGACGUUCGCACAGUUGCGGAGCAGUUCCUCUAGCCAAGUAGAAGCCACACCUGCGCAGCAGAGCAGCACGACCAACUCCCUCUCCUUGCUGGAUGAGGAGCUUCUGUGCUUAGGUCUAAAUGACCCAGCCCCUGCAGCAGUGAAGGAGACCUCAGAAAACCACCAGUGGAGCAUAUUUGAGAAUGACCAGUUGGACCUGGAUUUCUUUAAUCCGAAGAUGGUGACUGUUACUUGCAACCCUGCAGGGAACCCUCUUCUCCAUCAGACAUCACAGACCACGUGUGGAACGUCAGUGACGCUGCCCUCUGCUUUCACAGCCUCUCAGACUGCUCCCAGCAUCCCAGCACCAAACUCAGCACCAUUUGUAUUCUCUGCUGGACCGACUGCCCCUGCAGGGCCUCCUAAGACUAUUCCAGCUGCUCCUGGGUACUUCAGCUCAUCUGUGGGGAGCAAUAUGUCACAUAAGAUGGAUGCAUUGGGACAACUCCUUGAAGAAGCCAAAGGGACUGCCACCCAAGGCAUGGCAACACCCUCAGUGUUCCCUGGGGUUACUUUGCCAGCCGCUGUCACCUCUGCCCCGUUAAUAGCACCUGCAGGGCUGCCAGCCACUGCCCCUGGAGCCCCUCCAGUUCCUUUCCCAAGCAGCUGCACUGCUGGCUCAGGAAGCCCUCUCUUCCAGCCAGCAUCAUUCCAGCAGCAAGGCAGUCCUGUGAAAGCACCUGAAAUUUCUUUGACCAAUGUCCAUGUUCCCUUGGAAUCCAUUAAACCCAGCAGUGCCCUCCCAGUGACAGCCUAUGACAAGAACGGCUUCCGGAUCCUCUUGCACUUUGCCAGGGAGUGCCCGCCGGGAAGGUCGGACGUGCUCGUUGUGGUAGUCUCCAUGCUGAACACGGCACCGCUUCCUGUGAAGAACAUCGUGCUGCAGGCUGCUGUGCCAAAGUCCAUGAAGGUGAAGUUACAGCCACCCUCUGGCACAGAGCUGUCUCCAUUCAAUCCCAUCCAGCCACCUGCUGCCAUCACCCAAGUCAUGCUUCUGGCCAAUCCUACGAAGGAGAAAGUGAGGCUGAGAUACAGACUGACCUUCACACUGGGAGACCAGCCCAGCACAGAGGUUGGCGAAGUGGAUCAGUUUCCCCCGGUAGAGCAGUGGGGGAAUCUAUGACCUUAGGACACUGCCAGAGACUCUGUGACAGGACCAGGAAAGGAUCCCGCAGGACUGGAACGAAUGUGACGUGAGGAGGGACGCACAUGCUAUCCACUGGUGAUGUUCAGCUUUGUUUACAUGUCCUGACCACUCUGCUUGUAGCUUUAGUCCAGAAUGUUUUGCCCCACGUCGAAGGGGUCCUGGAACACUUAUGCCAAGCAUGAACUGGGUGGCAGCCAGUAACGGGCAGUGCUGUCUGCUUUUAUCUUGACCUCUGGGUGAAUCUGGUUCUAUCUUCCACGCUAUUAAACUUGAAGUUACUGUAUUUUGAGGGGAGACCUGUCAGCAGAAGGGGAUUUAGUUGGCUUGUUCCUGUACUGCUGUCCAGAGAUACCUACAGGCUGGUGGGGUGAUGAUGCCACCAUGAGCUUCCUCAGUGCAGAGCCCUUACACAUGCCCUCCCUCGGACUUUUACCUCCUCAGUGCCAGACCGGACCCGCUAAGCAUGUUGAGCAAUAAUGCUGGCUCCAUGAGGGAAUGCUUGUUUUUUACACUGAAAUGGCGCUUAGCUCCCUUCCUCCCCCUCCGCCACUUCAUUUCCAGCAGCCGAUGGAAGCAGACCCUCGCUCUGUGUCGUCCAACACUGCUGACUCUUUAGUUGUUUUAUUUAUUUUAUGCUGCUGGCUGCCUCCCUGGUGUAUCCGUUUUGGGCAGCUGGGGCUGAGUUUUGUACGCAAAUGGUUACACUGGUUAUUUUUCUGCCUUCGUUGCAUUCCAUAGUGCGGGGAAAAGAGGAAGCGUGUAGUGAGGAGGUAAACGGGGCUGGAACGGAGCAGUCAGUAUGGGUGGAGGACAGCACCUGGAGUGCAGAAGUGUCUUUACAAUCACUAAUCAGGUGCAGUGACUGAAUCCAGGGAUAAGGAGAGAUGCCUCUCGUGUCCCCUCAUGCAGGCAGUAUUAUUAUUGUAGUUGAAUACUGUG
Molecule: messenger RNA, 3258 nt
Organism: Cariama cristata (Red-legged seriema)
Lineage: Eukaryota; Metazoa; Chordata; Aves; Cariamiformes; Cariamidae
Gene: GGA3
Product: golgi-associated, gamma adaptin ear containing, ARF binding protein 3
Exons: 17
Biological process (GO): intracellular protein transport; vesicle-mediated transport
Cellular component (GO): trans-Golgi network
Molecular function (GO): small GTPase binding; ubiquitin binding; phosphatidylinositol binding
Source: RefSeq, a predicted model, not a curated record